AUGCAAUUCUCAUUCGCCGCCGUUGCCUUCAUGGCCUCUGCCGUCAUGGCCCAAUCCACCGUGUACUCCACCAAGGAAGUCACCAUCACCUCCUGCGGACCAACAGUCACCAACUGCCCAGCAGCCAGCACUGUCGUUAGCAAGACCACCUACCCAGUUGUUUACACUUCUGCCCCAGUCGUCUCUGCCAGCCCAAUCAACUACACCAACGCUACCACCCCAGUUGUUGUCAAGCCAGUCCCAACCACCCCUGCCGGUGGAAACUCUGGUGCCUCUGUCUCAGUUAUCGCCAUCUCUUCAUGCGUCCCAACUGUCAUCUACAGCACCAUUACCGUCCAGCCAUCUGUUGCCAGCCCUGCUCCAGCACCAUCCAGCACCGGAUACAUCACCCCACCAAAGAACGUCACCAGCCCAGCUGCCACCGCCACCCCAACCAUGUACGCCAACUCCGCUGCCGGUCUCCAGGCCUCAGCUGCGUUCGCUGCCGUCGCUGGUCUCGUUGCUGCUUUCCUCAUCUAA
Molecule: messenger RNA, 519 nt
Organism: Glarea lozoyensis ATCC 20868
Lineage: Eukaryota; Fungi; Ascomycota; Leotiomycetes; Helotiales; Helotiaceae
Exons: 2
Coding region: 1-519 (172 amino acids)
Source: RefSeq, a predicted model, not a curated record